Microstroma glucosiphilum is the source of this 2957-nucleotide messenger RNA. RefSeq names its product DUF590-domain-containing protein. Lineage: Eukaryota; Fungi; Basidiomycota; Exobasidiomycetes; Microstromatales; Microstromataceae. Bases 61 to 2562 code for a protein of 833 amino acids. Gene Ontology annotation, molecular function: chloride channel activity. Gene Ontology annotation, biological process: chloride transmembrane transport. The record is from RefSeq and is a predicted model, not a curated record. Gene Ontology annotation, cellular component: cortical endoplasmic reticulum. The transcript is spliced from 4 exons.
UCUUCCUUUCCCCUUCCUCUUUGGAUCCCUACUUACCUACACACCGUUGGCAGAUCUCCUAUGAACAACGUCGUAGCACCUCGUCCGCCUGAGAAGGACAAGCCAUCCAACGCAAUGGGAUCAGCACCUCAGACCGGCAAUGCGGGCUACCAGAGCUCCACUGGCAACUCGGCACCCUCCGCUGGAGCGUCCCCAGCCUCUGACUCUUCGCAACCCGAAGUUGAUUUUGUCCUCGUCUUCGAAGCUGUCCCCAAGAGAUACCAAAAGGUUGGCAAAGUGCCCUCGGCGCAGAAGAGCGCAAUCGCUCGCGAAUAUGAGAUGCUCGUGGAGAGGAUCGAGGAUGUUGGCCUUCAGGUAACUUCUCGAGAGGGGAAGCCCAAGUCUGGGCAAGUACUCCUAUUUGUCCGAGGUAAUGAUUCUGCGCUAGUAAAGAUUGGCAAGGAGGAAAACCUCAUCGACUAUCUGCAUGGCGUCCGUACACCCUUCGAGCCUGCUUCUUCUUCCCUCGGUCGCACCUCGUCUCUGGGCAAAGGCGGAGCUCAUUCCCUUGCCAUCUCGCAAUUCUCACCGGCAGACAGGCUUCGUCACAUCUACACUCUUCUCACGCUUCCUGCCACCCCUGCCACCUCCGAUGGUAUCACGAGACGAGGCGCAGGCCUUACAGUCAGGUCAGAGGAGUUCCCACACUUGGUCGAUAUUUCGCCCUUGCACGAUGAAGAGUACAACACUUCUUGGCUCAAAAAGUGGGGUAGCUCCAAUUCCGUGCUUUCCAUCAGCAUCUCCGAUCUUGACGAUAUUCGCCGACAUUUUGGCGAGCAGAUUGCCUUUUACUUUGGCUUCCUUCUCUACUACUUCCAGUCUCUAGCAUCGGCCGCUGCCAUUGGAGGAGCAUUCUGGCUCACCGGAUCGCCCUACCACCCUAUCUACUCACUAGCCCUUGUCUGCUGGGCUUGCUUCUUCGUCGAGUCCUGGCGGAUCAAGGAACGAAAGCUCGCCGUCAGGUGGGGCACACUCGGCUGCGGUGAAGUAGACACCCGGAGAUUGGGCUUCAAGGCAUACAAGAAGGAGACGGAUAAGGUUACUGGUGAAGAAGUUGAAGUCUUCGAGUGGUGGAGGAGAGAGUUGAGGAUUGCGGGAAGCAUUCCUGCCAUCAUCUUCUUUGCUGGGCUGCUUGGUCUGACUUUGACGACUAUGUUCAUUGUCGAGGUUUUCGUUGCACGCCUUUACGACGGACCUGGCAAGAAGGCCGUUCCCUUGAUCCCUACGGCCCUCUUCAGUAUCUGUGUGCCUCAAAUCAUGGCUGCCUGGCAGGCGACAGCUGGCUCUCUCACCAGCUGGGAGAACCAUUUCUCCCAGCGGGGUCACGAUUGGUCUAUGACAGUCAAGAUGUUCGCACUCCAGGCCUUUGUGGCCUACGGAGCCUUGACGCUGUCGGCUUUCGUGUACAUUCCUUUUGGACAGGCACUUAUGGACCACAUCGUCUCGCAGGGCUACUUUGCCAAGUCUAUCGCAGAAGCCGUGUCCUCUGGUAACCUGCAGCUGCGAUCAGACGGAGGACUGCAGUUCGAGAUCAACCCUGAUCGGAUGCACUCGCAGCUCUUCGCUGUGCUGACCACCUCGCAGGCUAUCAAUGCUUUCACUGAGAUUGGCCUGCCCUUCAUCUUGAGGAAAGUAGCGCAGUGGAGGACGGGCGAGUCGAAUGCAAAGGCUAGCGGAGCUGCUACUCCACAGACGCAAGGGGGAGCGAACGAGGGGGAGCGCAAGUUCCUCCAGAAGGUCUUUUCCGAGCUGGAUCUCCCCGCUUAUGAUACUUUUGGCGAUUACGCCGAAAUGGCAACACAGUUCGGAUACAUCACCCUCUGGUCGGUUAUCUGGCCCCUCGCUCCUCUGGGAGGACUCAUCAACAACUUCUUUGAGCUGCGAGGUGACGCCUUGAAAGUCUGCCUCAACACACGCAGGCCCGUUCCUCUGCGUACAGAUUCCGUCGGUCCUUGGCUAGAAAUUCUAGGGUUCAUCGCUUGGCUUGCAGCCAUGAGUAAUUCGGCUCUGGUGUAUCUCUACCAGCGCAGUCCUCAUUCUCAUCUGCCUGGCCACUCGGCAUACGAGGCUACCAUGCGCACUCACCUGCACCCUGGAGGAGGCGUCGACGGCUUCAAUGCCACUGCAGCUGCCACGAACUACUUUACCUCGUCGGACUCAUCUCCCUCAUCACCAUUGAGCUUCUCUCGCUUCCUUCCUUCGUUCCUCCCUACGAGCGGAGCUUCAGGUGCCAUGGUCGCGGCGCUCCUCGUUGCCCUAGCCUCGGAGCACGGCUAUGCCCUCGUACGCACCUCCAUCCGCCACGUCCUAGAGCGUGUUCUCUGGCGCGGCUCAGACGAGGAGGUUACGCUGAAGCGUCGCGAGUGGGAGGCGAAGCGUGAAGCGGUGGGCAAGGCGAGACUCAAUGAAGGCGAGAUGAACGAGAAUGUGCAGAAGAGGGGAGAGAGGGAAGUUCACAAGGAGGGGUUCUGGUCUAGCGAGCAUGAUGUUGGACUCAAUGUCAUUAUGGGCAAGACGGAGUAAAAGGUCAGGCAAGGCUGGAAGGCCCUGGAUUGGAGGGUCGGAGGAUGUUGAAGAAUAGGACAAUGGUGAAAGAUGAAGAGAAGGUAGCGUUCACGCCCUGCGGGUGUUUCACAGGCCCGGUGAAUCGGGUCGCACACUAUUUGCUUGGUAUGCCCUUCCGAUCUUCGUUCGCUCGUUCGUAAAUGCCAUGUCCAUCACGAUGAACCGCUUCCAGAAUGACGGACUGAGAUACUGCUAUUGCUCACGCUCAAGGGAGAGCCACUUCACCUUCUUCGCCAGACUUCUUGAUCCCAACUCCAGCCAGAAAAGCGAUUCUUGUAGAGCUUCCAACGAGACUCAACAAUACAGUCGUUGCUUGCAGCCCCGUCCUCCAAUUCCAAGGUACCAGUACCCCG